Messenger RNA from Cordyceps militaris CM01, 1656 nucleotides. Its product is annotated as serine peptidase, putative. The record is from RefSeq and is a predicted model, not a curated record. Gene Ontology annotation, molecular function: serine-type exopeptidase activity; dipeptidyl-peptidase activity. Gene Ontology annotation, biological process: proteolysis. The transcript is spliced from 4 exons. The coding region runs from base 1 to 1656 and encodes 551 amino acids. NCBI's taxonomy places the organism in Eukaryota, Fungi, Ascomycota, Sordariomycetes, Hypocreales, Cordycipitaceae.
AUGAGAUUCCUCACUCUUGCAGCCGAGAUGCUCCUGGUGGCCAGCACGGCCACCGGCGCCCGGCCCGGCGAACGUCCCCGCCUGGGUGCGCCGGCCAUCCACGUCGACGCCCCAUCACCGGCCGACGGUGUCCAGAAGCGCGCCGACAGCCCGAUCCACUGGGCCUGGUUCGACCAGCUGCUCGACCACAGCAACCCCGCGCUGGGCACGUUCAAGCAGCUGUACUACUACAACUUCCAAGACUAUGCCGGGCCCGGCUCGCCCAUCAUCAUGAACUCGCCCGGCGAGAACGAGGCGACGGGCUGGAACGGCUACGUGACCAACAGCACGCUGGCCGGCAACUUUGCCAAGAGCGUCGGUGGCGCGACCAUCCUCCUCGAGCACCGCUACUGGGGGUACAGCUCGCCGCACGCCAACCUCACGACGGACGCCCUGCAGCACCUCACCCUGGACCAGCACCUGCGCGACCUCGUCUACUUUGCCAACCACGUCGACCUGGCGUUUGACCCGACGGGCUCGAGCAGGCCGGCGCGCGCGCCGUGGGUGCUGACGGGCUGCUCAUACAGCGGCGCCGUCGCGGCCUGGCUGCACAAGCUGUUCCCGGGCACGUACUGGGCGUACCAUGCCUCGAGCGCUGUCGUCGAGUCCAUCAGCGACUUUUGGCAGUACCAGGACAUUGUGCACGACACCAUGCCCAGGAACUGCAGCGCCGACUACACAAAGGUGAUGGAGCACGUGGACAAGGUGCUCCUGAACGGCACCGACACGCAAAAGAGCAGGCUCAAGAAGAAGUUUGGCUUUGCGCCGCUCAACGACGUCGACUUUGCCAUUGCGAUGCAGGACGGCAGCUAUCUGUCGCAGAACCUGGGCUUUAGCGACCAAAAGCGCAACGUCACGGAUAAAUUCCACCAAUUUUGCGACUACAUCGAGAAUCAAUGGCCCGGCAGCAAAGCCCCCAAGCCUGGUCCCGAGGGCGUUGGCCUUUGUGCUGCCAUCAAUGGACUCUCCAAGUGGUUCAAAGAGCUCGACAUCCCCAACGGCUGCGCCAGCUGGGGCUACUCCCGAUGGACUGACCCCAUGGAUCUCGGCUGCUGGGUGACGGACGACUUCACCAGCCCCGUCUACCGCGACACGCGCGUCAACAACCCCGUGAACCGCCAGUGGCAGUGGAUGCUCUGCAACGAGCCCUUCGAGUGGUGGCGCACCGGCGGCACGCCGGCCGGCCGGCCGCGCAUGGUCAGUAAGCUCAUCACCGUCGACGUCUGGCGGCGCCAGUGCGACCUCUUGUUCCCCGCGGUCAACGGCGCGCAGGUGGGCAUCCGCAGCGGCCGCACCUACGAGCAGAUCAAUGCGCCGACGGGCGGCUGGCACGCGGCCGCCGACAUGGAGCGCGUCGUGUGGUGCGAUGCGGAAAACGACCCGUGGCGGCCAGCGACGGUGUCAUCGCCGUGGCGGCCCGGCGGCGCGCUGGCGUCGACGGACCGGGCGCCGGUGCAUGUGGUGCCCGGCGGCGGGCACUGCGUCGACAUGCUCAAGGCGAAUGCCGACGUGAAUGAGGAUCUGAAAAAGGUGUGGGAUGCCGAGAUUGAGCAGGUGACGAAGUGGGUGGGCGAGUUUUACGCGGAGAAGCAGAAGCCGUGGCCGAAACACAACUAA